This is a messenger RNA of Columba livia (rock pigeon), 1658 nucleotides long. RefSeq names its product upstream transcription factor 1 (gene USF1). The record is from RefSeq and is a predicted model, not a curated record. Lineage: Eukaryota; Metazoa; Chordata; Aves; Columbiformes; Columbidae. The coding region runs from base 185 to 1117 and encodes 310 amino acids. Gene Ontology annotation, molecular function: DNA-binding transcription factor activity, RNA polymerase II-specific; protein dimerization activity; RNA polymerase II cis-regulatory region sequence-specific DNA binding. The transcript is spliced from 11 exons. Gene Ontology annotation, biological process: regulation of transcription by RNA polymerase II.
GGGGGGCAAACACCACCCGCUUCCGCCCGCACCCGCCAUGGCGGCGCGGCGGCGCCGUGCGCAUGUGCGGGGCUCCAUGGCGAGACAAGGGGCCGAGCGCGCGCAGGGCGGCCCGGCGCGGCGAGGGCUGUGAAGGCCGAGGCUCCUCCGCGACGUCCCCGCUGAUGCCCGAGGGAGCGGAGCGAUGAAGGGGCAGCAGAAAGCAGCCGAGACGGAAGAGGGGACGGUGCAGAUCCAGGAAGGUGCAGUGGCCACCGGGGAGGACCCCACCAGCAUCGCCAUUGCCAGCAUCCAGUCGGCCACCACCUUCCCCGACCCCAACAUCAAGUAUGUCUUCCGCACAGAGAACGGCGGGACACAGCUGAUGUACCGCGUGAUCCAAGUGGCAGACGGACAGCUGGACGGACAGACGGAGGGCGCGGGCGCCAUCAGCGGUUACCCCGCCGCCCAGUCCAUGACACAGGCCGUCAUUCAGGGCGCCUUCACCAGCGAGGACGCGGUGGAGACGGAGGCGGCGGCCACCGAGACCCACUACACCUAUUUCCCCACCGCCGCCGUGGCCGACGCCGGCAGCUCCGCCAGCGCGGGGACCGCGGCCACCGCCGUCGUCACCACGCAGAGCUCGGAGGCACUUCUGGGGCAACCCACCCCCACGGGGCAAUUCUUCGUGAUGAUGUCGCCGCAGGAGGUGCUGCAGGGGGGGGCGCAAAGGUCCAUCACGCCCCGUGCGCACCCCUACUCCCCGAAAUCGGAGGCCCCACGGGCCACCCGGGACGAGAAGCGCCGGGCGCAGCACAAUGAAGUGGAGCGUCGGCGCCGGGACAAGAUCAACAACUGGAUCGUGCAGCUCUCCAAGAUCAUCCCCGACUGCUCCAUGGAGAACACCAAGUCGGGGCAGAGCAAGGGCGGCAUCCUCUCCAAAGCCUGCGACUACAUCCAGGAGCUGCGGCAGAGCAACCACCGCCUGUCCGAGGAGCUGCAGGGCCUGGACCAGCUGCAGAUGGACAACGAGGUGCUGCGGCAGCAGGUGGAGGAUCUGAAGAACAAGAACCUGAUCCUGCGGGCGCAGCUGCGCCAGCACGGCGUGGAGAUCGUCAUCAAGAACGACAGCCACUGACGGGGACAGGGGGACAGGGGGGGCCGGGGUGUGUCCCCCCCUUGCGCCGCACACCCCCCCCCCCCCCCCCGCAGCCAGCGCCACACCAGGACCCCCCCGUUUGGUUUGUGUCCCCCCCCCCUUCAACCCCUCACCCACCCUUUCCCCCCUUCCCCAACAUGGGGUGUCACUGUGUCCCCCUCGUCUCUCUCACGUGUCCCCCCCCCUCUCCGCGCUUCGUGCACACGCUCUCGGCCAGGGGGGCGGCCCCCCAGCACUGCCUCGGCCCCCCCGCCUGCGCCCCCCGACCCGCGGGGACCCCACGGGACCCCCCGACCCGCGGGGACCCCACGCAGCCCCUCGCCCUCCCAAUGGGGGUUCGGGGGUCCCGGGUGGGGGGGUGCAGCUCCCCGCUCCCCCCCCCUCGCUGCGGCUGGCCCGGCCCAGCACGGCCAGACUUUUUUUUUUUUUUUUAAAACUCUCUGAAUUUAAGAAAAAAAAAAACCAAAAAAACAAACAAAAAAAAAAGCAAAAAAAUAAAUAAAAAUAGUGAUUUGUUUUU